Molecule: messenger RNA, 2416 nt
Organism: Alexandromys fortis (reed vole)
Lineage: Eukaryota; Metazoa; Chordata; Mammalia; Rodentia; Cricetidae
Gene: Lrrtm3
Product: leucine rich repeat transmembrane neuronal 3
Exons: 3
Coding region: 540-2285 (581 amino acids)
Cellular component (GO): extracellular matrix
Molecular function (GO): protein binding
Source: RefSeq, a predicted model, not a curated record
CUGCAGGAGUGAGCUGAGCGUGUGCGCGGAACCGGGCUCUCCUGCUUUCUGGGCUCCAACACAGCUCCGUGGCUGAACUGGGUGCUCACCGCCACGGGACCGACCGCCGGGCUAUGGAAUACAGAUGUGGCAGUACAGGUAGCCCCACGUUGCCUAGAGGAAUACAUCAUGGGUUUUGAGAAGAAAUUGUAGAAGCCAGUUUUUUUUAACAUACACACGCGCGCGCGCACGCACACACACACAGAGACACACACACUGUAAAGAUGCAAAAACGUAAUAUCCAUGAAGAUCCUAUUACCUAGGAAGACUCGGCUGUUUUGCUGCGAAUGCGGUGUUGGGAUUUAUUUGUUCUUGGAGUGUUCUGCAUGGCUGGUAAAGAAUAAUGUUCCAAAAUCGGUCCAUCUCCCAAGGGGUCCAAUUUUUCUUCCCGGGUGUCAGCGAGCCCUGACUCACUACACUGCAGCUGACAGGGGCUGUCAUGCAGGCGGCCCCUAAGCCAAAGCAAAAGACCUAAGGACGGCCUUUGAACAAUACAAAGGAUGGGUUUCAAUGUAAUCAGGCUACUGCGCGGAUCGGCGGUAGCAGCGGUUCUGGCCCCCACUGUUUUACUGACGAUGCUUUCCUCUGCUGAACGAGGAUGCCCUAAGGGUUGUAGGUGCGAAGGCAAAAUGAUCUACUGUGAAUCUCAGAAACUGCAGGAGAUCCCUUCAAGCAUAUCAGCCGGUUGCUUGGGCUUAUCCCUUCGCUACAACAGCCUCCAAAAACUUAAGUAUAAUCAAUUCAAAGGGCUCAACCAGCUCACCUGGCUCUACCUUGACCAUAACCAUAUCAGCAAUAUUGACGAGAAUGCUUUCAAUGGGAUACGCAGGCUCAAAGAGUUGAUUCUGAGUUCCAACAGAAUCUCUUAUUUUCUUAACAACACCUUCAGACCUGUGACCAAUUUGCGGAACUUGGAUCUGUCCUAUAAUCAGCUCCAUUCUCUGGGAUCUGAACAGUUCCGGGGCUUGAGGAAGCUGCUGAGUUUACACCUCCGCUCCAACUCCCUGAGAACCAUCCCGGUGCGGAUCUUCCAAGACUGUCGCAACCUGGAACUUCUGGAUCUGGGGUAUAACAGGAUCCGAAGUUUAGCCAGGAAUGUCUUUGCAGGCAUGAUCAGGCUCAAAGAACUUCACCUGGAGCACAAUCAAUUUUCCAAGCUCAACCUGGCGCUUUUCCCAAGGUUGGUAAGCCUUCAGAACUUGUACAUGCAGUGGAAUAAAAUCAGUGUCAUAGGGCAAACCAUGUCCUGGACUUGGAGUUCCCUACAGAGGCUUGACCUAUCGGGGAAUGAGAUCGAAGCCUUCAGUGGACCCAGUGUCUUCCAGUGUGUCCCCAACCUGCAGCGCCUCAACCUGGAUUCCAACAAGCUCACAUUUAUUGGUCAAGAGAUUCUGGAUUCUUGGAUCUCUCUCAAUGACAUCAGUCUUGCCGGGAAUAUAUGGGAAUGCAGCAGGAAUAUCUGUUCCCUGGUAAACUGGCUGAAAAGUUUUAAAGGGCUGAGAGAGAAUACAAUUAUCUGCGCCAGUCCCAAAGAGCUGCAGGGGGUCAACGUGAUCGACGCAGUGAAGAACUACAGCAUCUGUGGCAAAAGCACCACAGAGAGGUUUGACCUAGCCAGGGCGCUCCCCAAGCCCACGUUUAAGCCCAAGCUCCCCAGGCCGAAGCACGAGAGCAAGCCUCCGCUGCCCCCCACGGUGGGAGCUACGGAACCCAGCCCAGAGACAGAUGUGGACACGGAGCACAUCUCCUUCCAUAAGAUCAUCGCGGGCAGCGUUGCCCUUUUCCUGUCGGUGCUGGUCAUCCUCUUGGUGAUGUACGUGUCCUGGAAGCGGUACCCCGCCAGCAUGAAGCAGCUGCAGCAGCGCUCCCUCAUGCGAAGGCACCGGAAGAAGAAAAGGCAAUCGCUCAAGCAAAUGACUCCCGGCACCCAGGAAUUUUAUGUAGAUUAUAAACCCACCAACACGGAGACCAGCGAGAUGCUGCUGAACGGAACGGGACCCUGCACAUAUAGCAAGUCAGGCUCCAGGGAAUGUGAGAUACCUUUAUCAAUGAAUGUGUCCACCUUUCUGGCAUACGACCAGCCCACAAUAAGUUACUGUGGGGUCCAUCAUGAACUUCUCUCCCAUAAGUCCUUUGAAACGAACGCACAGGAAGACACGAUGGAAAGCCACCUAGAGACUGAGCUGGACUUGAGCACAAUCACAUCAGCUGGCCGCAUCAGUGACCAUAAACCACAGCUGGCUUGACCGAGCCGAGCGGUUGCCCAGACUUGCUACCAAACUGUAACCUCAACCACAGAGAGAGGAAAUUUUGUUCAUUGCAACUCUCAAAAUCAAAGCAAAACAAAAAGUUCCCUGUUCAAAUAAACAAAAUUCCA